AUGAAACCGGUGGCGUCCGAAAAGAAACCGGCGGCUUCCAAAACGAAACCGGUGGCUUCCGAAACGAAACCGGUGGCUUCCAAAACGAAACCGGUGGAGUCCGAAACGAAACCGAUGGCGUCCGAAACGAAACCGGUGGCGACCGAAAUGAAACCGGUGGCGUCUGAAGCGAAACCGGUGGCGUCCGAAACGAAACCGAUGGCGACCGAAACGAAAUCGGUGGCUUCCGAAACGAAACCGGUGGAGUCCGAAACAAAACCGAUGGCGACCGAAACGAAACCGGUGGAGUCCGAAACGAAACCGAUGGCGUCCGAAACGAAACCGGCGGCUUCCGAAACGAAACCGGUGGCUUCCAAAAAGAAACCGGUGGCUUCCAAAAAGAAACCGGUUGCUUCCAAAACGAAACCGGUGGCGGGAUGGCAACUUGGGGAGGCGUCGCCGUCGGACGAGGAUGCACCAGGAGCGGGCGCAGCGGCGGCCGGAGCCGCGGCGAGGGCAUCGAACCCCGGUUCCGCCGAUCCACAUUCCCCAAUCCAACCACCGCGCCACCCGCUUUCCCCCGACGCCGGCCCCGGCUUAUUACCAAUUAAAAGAGCGACCGGGAACACGUCUAAAUUACUUCCAGUAAGCAUCCUCGCAUUUUCAACAUAA
Molecule: messenger RNA, 651 nt
Organism: Bemisia tabaci
Lineage: Eukaryota; Metazoa; Arthropoda; Insecta; Hemiptera; Aleyrodidae
Source: RefSeq, a predicted model, not a curated record